AUGGCGGGCGGCUUGGCAGCGGCUGUGCUGACAGCAUACGGGCGGGGGCCUCCGCCACCUCCGCUCCGCCUGGGGGAGGUCCGCGCGUGCCAUCAGCGACGGCCGCCUGGAUGCGCCCCGAAUCCGAAGCGGCUCCCGCCUCCCCGUGGGCAGGGGAAGGAGGAAGGGGGAAGGGGCGGGCGCCGGCCGCAUCCCUCCGACGGCAAACGGGGAGGAGUCGCCGCUGCAGCCGCUUGUCACUCGGGCUGCUCGCCCUGCUGCUUCGCCGCGGCGCCAACUGGGCUGCGGAAGGAGGCGAGGGAAGGAGCCGCGCUGGGGCCGCCGCUGGUCAGGGCAGCCCGGGCGGGCCGGGCCAGGUGCUUCCUGCCGGCGGUAAGACUCACCCCGAGGCCAAUGUGGGGAUUCCUGCUGCUGCUGCUGCUGUGCGUGUCCCCGCCGCCGGGCUCGGCAAUGCCCCCGCCCCCGCCCCAGAAUGAGUCUGGGGCGGACUUGCAGAGCCCCGGCCCAUCUCCCGCCUCUCCGGCAACCCCCACCCUGCUGCCCAGCCACAGCGAAGCCCCCGCCUUGCGGCUGAACCUGGGGCUCAACUUCCAGGUGAAGGUGCGCAGCCAGGGGAAGGGGCAGCCCCCCGAAGGGCCUGGGAGAGCCGCCACCAGGCCGCCCCCGCCCCGCGGCCAGCCGGACGCCCCCGCCCACUCUCCAACCGAAGCCGCGGGAGGCUCCGCGGGCGCCGGAUCGGCUGGAGAGCCACUCGCUGGUCCCACGGCCGGGCCGAAUAAUGGCUCCUCCUCGCCACGCGCCCCUGCGGCUCCCCGGCCCUCCGCGACCCCCCUCCGGCCUGGGGAGCACAGCAGCGAGCUCGAGUUCCAGGUGGACAUCGGCCUGAGUGCCGGGCUGGGCCAGGAGCGGGGCUCGGUGCUCGGCGGCGGCGGCGGCGGCAGUCUCCUCCCUGUCCUGGCCGACGCCUUGGGGAUGGCCGGCCAAGGAGGGGGUCCAGGUCUGUUUGGCUUCACUCUGCCUCCUGAGCUGUGGAAGCCCCAGGAGUGGAAUGUCACGGGAAGCCCUGUGGAAGAACCUGAGGACCCCGUCUCCACUGCUGAAGGGACCCUGGAGCCAGGACCAGUGGAGCCCAGUGGCAGCCCCACCGCCCCGCUGGGCAGCGAGGAGGCGUUCGUGGCACUGCCCGCCUGCCUGCCGGACCGGCCCGAUGCCUGUGGCUCCCCCCGGCCAGAGCCCGGCACACCUCAGCUGCUGCCCGGUGGGCCCCUCUUUGUACCCCUGCACUCGGACUGGACGGCGGCGCUGGCCACGUGGGGGCCAGCCUGGGAAGGCCACGUCUACGGCGCUGGUGCCCUCUUCGCCUUGCUGGCAGCCUUGGCCCUGCUGGCCCUGCUGGUGCUGCCCUGCCGCCGCCACCGCCUGGCUGCCUCUGAGGGCCGCCUGCUGGGCCUGCUGCACCUGUUGCUACUGGGGGCUGGCAGUGCCCGGGCCGGGCUGCUCUUUGGCCAGGCCGAUGGGCAGCGUUGGGAGCGGCUCCCUGCGCUGGCUGUGCGGCUGCUGCGCGAUCUUCCACUGCCCUGCUUAACCUCAGCUCUGGCUGCUGCCCUACUGCUGCUCUCACGGCGCCCACGGGCCAAGCUCUCAGCACACCCUGGCCUCCGCCCACCCUGCCUGCUGGUGCUGCUGUUGCUGGGUCAUUUCUCGGCUGCCACAGGCGCCGUCUUGGCCGCCGAGCGGCUGCCGGUGCUGCUGCUAGCCUCGCGGGGGCUCUUUGCACUGCUGGCUGCGUUGCUCUCGGCCGCCCUGCUGGGCUGCUCCUGCUUGGCGCGGGGGGAGGUGGCUCAGAUCUAUGACCUCCGGAGUGCCCCGCCACCACCAACCUGCCAGGGCUCUUUUGCUAGCGGCCGCCGGUGGAGCCGCGCUGCCCGUGCCGCCUCACCCGCCGCCACCUUCGGGCUGCUCAGCGCUGGCCUUCAUGCCUAUUCGGUACUGCAUGUGCUGGGCUAUGGGCUUAGCCCGGCACUCUUCGGGCCCUGGCCCUGGUGGGCGCUGCAGCUCUCGUGCCGGCUGUGCGAGGCGGGUGUGGGGCUGCCGCUGGCUGCCUUCGGCCUUUACCUCACCUGUGGCUGCUCUGCUGCCACCUGCUGCCGCCGUCUCACCUUCUGUUCAGGCCAGGCUGCCGCCAAAGCCCCAGUGCUGCCCAGCAGCCUCCACUGGGCGCUGUCCCAGCAGGAGAAGCUGGCUGUGUGCAGUGACACAGUGGUCCGCAGCCAGUCCGACUACCUCCCACUGUGCGCUGUGUCCAUGGAGGGGCCCCUUGAUGCCCGCUGUGCUGCGGCUGCCUGGUCAGUCCUCAGCCUGGCCGUGGAGGCAGCUGAUCCCACCGCCGACUUCCAGCCACCCUCACCCAUUGACCUGCGCCGUAGCAUCGAUGAGGCACUGUCCAGCGAGGGGCUCCUCCAGGGCAGCAGUGCCUUCUCCACCUCCAGCAUCCUCUCGCUGGUCUCCGCCACUGAGUGCCACCUGCCCCACGCCACUUCCUGCUUGGAGCUGGCCCUGGUUCAGCCGCAGGACGAUGGGUUGGUUGCUCUGCAACCCCAUGGGGCCACCAUCCAGCCCUCCUCCCCCACCAGCCCCACCAGGAGCACUGCGGGGCCUUCCCCGAGCCAUGCAGACUCACUCCCAUCUUCUCCAGCUGCCAGAGACCCACCCGGGGGCCUGCCUGAGCACUCCCAGGAGUCCCUGGCCUCGGUGGGGCAGCCCAGAGAGGACACAGCCCCCAUGCAGGAGGAGCCAGUGGAUGUUAGCCAGCCAGCCGAUGUUGUCAGUGUUGGCAGUGACACCAUAGAUUUAUAAUCCCCUGGAACCCCCAAUAUGGACGCCUGCCCCAUACUUUGGAUCGGAGCUCACUGUGCAUCUGCAGUGGGAGGAUGCCCAGCUUGGUGGCCCCUUCCUCCCAGGCGGCUGUGCAGCUGCUUCACUCCUUGGGUGGGGCAGAUGGGCAGGGGUCUCUGGCCCAGCGGGAGGCUCUUCCCACAUCAUUCUGCCUCCGCACAAAGUGGCCAGUUUCUAAAACCCAUCAUGCUCCCAACUCAGCAAGCUACUCACUGUGCAAACACAACUGCUGGGUCUUCAGCGUACCCGCUUAAACGUGUUGUGGGAACAGAAGUGAUGGGACGGGUCGGGGUUCUGCUGUUGCACAGCCACCCCCUUCCCUUCUGCUAGCAAAAAGGGUUGCCCUCCCCCCUCCCCUCCUUGCUGGGGACCCGGCCAAAGUGGCACUGAAAUGAGCCCCCCCCUUCCCGAUCUUCAAAGCCAGCAAGAGCGGGCGACUCUGUUCUGUGGGGUGGGGUGGGGAAUCCAAAUCCUACGUGUGGAUCCUCCCUCCUUCCCCAGAAGGGAACCGAAGCUCUGUA
Ahaetulla prasina is the source of this 3416-nucleotide messenger RNA. It is a transcript of the gene PRRT4, whose product is annotated as proline rich transmembrane protein 4. Bases 1 to 2856 code for a protein of 951 amino acids. NCBI's taxonomy places the organism in Eukaryota, Metazoa, Chordata, Lepidosauria, Squamata, Colubridae. The record is from RefSeq and is a predicted model, not a curated record. The transcript has 4 exons.